GUAGAUGAGAAAGCUAAGAAGAUAUUGAGAUAAAAAGAGAGCAGACCAUGUAGCUCUUUUGAUAUUUCUAUUUCAACACACACAUAACAACAGAUGGUUAGGUUUAUAUCCAAAGACUUUGAGAUGCUGCUAGAACAAACUAAAUCACACAUACGGCUAGAUGUUUCUCAGCCGCUAAGCACUUCAAGUAAGGUCAAAGAACUGUAUAAUACAAAACUCUAAGACCAUAAUAAUUAACUAUGAAGUAAAGCAACAAGAUUCUAACAAGAUUAGGGAGGAAUCGCGGACUGGAAGUCAGACUUGAUUCUUUGUUCUUCGUUCGUCUUCUUCCAAAAUUGAAGGUUUGUCAGCAUCUUCUUCUAUGGUUCUUCAUUUUCCUUGGUAUAAUUGCUUUCAGCUGUGUUGCAAUCUUAGAACUGGACGAUCCGAAGAGAGGCAUUAAGAAAUGGCAGAGCAAAACAAGGUGAUCCUAUACGGAACGUGGACUAGCCCCUAUGUUAAGAGGGUGGAAUUGGUCCUCAAAGUGAAGGGUAUACCCUAUGAGUAUGUGGAAGAAGAUCUGAGGAACAAAAGUCCAAUGCUCCUCAAGUUGAAUCCUAUUCAUAAGAAGGUUCCUGUGCUUGUCCACAAUGGGAAAGCCAUUACUGAGUCUCUUGUGAUCAUUGAAUAUAUUGAUGAAACCUGGAAAACUGGCCCUCGACUUCUACCACAAGAUCCAUACAAACGAUCCCAAAUUCGCUUCUGGGCUAGCUAUGUACAGCAGGUGUCUGAGCCCAUGGUAAUGGUGCUCAAAACCAUUGGAGAAGCACAAGAGAAAGCCAUCAAGGAAGUGUCUGAGAAGGUAAAAGUACUUGAAGCUGGGCUCAAGGGUCUGUUCCCAGAUGGCAUUCCUUCAGUAGAUGAGUACAGCAAAAAUGUUACACUACUAGAUUUGGUUAUUCUCGCAGACUUGGGCGGCGGAUAUGAAGUUCAGGAAGAAGUCUUUGGCGUAAAGAUUAUCGACUCUGAGAAGACUCCACUCAUUGUAUCCUGCAUAACAGCUUUGAUUGAGCUCCCUGCGGUGAAAGAGUCGCAGAUGCCUCGUGAAAAGGUUGUGGCCUUCCUCAAGUUCUUUAGAGAAAAUGCCCUCAAUUCUGCUUCAGCUUGAUCCAUUUGGUUUCAUUGACCAUGUACUAUUGUGAUUCAGUUUGCUUCUCAUUGUCAACUUCAUGUUUGUGUGCAAUAACCCUACUACUUGGGGCUUUGGUAACCAAUGUGUUACCUAGAUUUGUAUCCUAUAAUAGAGUAAAACUCCUUGUACCACACUUAUUCCUUAAAUUUCUCACGAAGUUGAUAAUCUAGUGGAGAUCUUGUACAACAUAGGUCUUCAACUUUUAUAUAUCAUUCAGGUGGUGAAAG
Messenger RNA from Fragaria vesca subsp. vesca, 1398 nucleotides. Its product is annotated as glutathione S-transferase U10-like. Gene Ontology annotation, biological process: glutathione metabolic process. The coding region runs from base 446 to 1147 and encodes 233 amino acids. The record is from RefSeq and is a predicted model, not a curated record. Gene Ontology annotation, cellular component: cytoplasm. Gene Ontology annotation, molecular function: glutathione transferase activity. NCBI's taxonomy places the organism in Eukaryota, Viridiplantae, Streptophyta, Magnoliopsida, Rosales, Rosaceae. The transcript is spliced from 3 exons.